AUGCAGCGCCGCGACGACCCCGCCGCCCGCCUGGGCCGGGGGCCGGGCCCCGGCGGCGCCCGACAAGGGGCACCUCCACCUCGGCGGCCGCCCCGUGGUGGGGGGGGUCGCGGGGCCGCCACCGGGGCGCAGCCUCCGCCGCUCCUGCCGCCCAGCGCAACGGCCGCCGCCUCGGCCGCUCAGGCUCCCGCCGCCGCCCCUACCCCGCUGCUGCCCGGGGCCGCUGUCAAGAUGGAGCCCGAGAACAAGUACCUGCCCGAGCUGAUGGCCGAGAAGGACAGCCUCGACCCGUCCUUCACGCACGCCAUGCAGCUGCUCACCGCAGAAAUUGAAAAAAUUCAGAAGGGUGAAACAACAAAGAAGGAUGAGGAAGAGAACUACCUGGAUUUAUUUUCCCACAAGAAUAUGAAACUGAAAGAACGAGUUCUGAUACCUGUCAAACAGUACCCCAAGUUCAACUUUGUUGGAAAGAUUUUGGGACCUCAAGGCAACACCAUCAAAAGACUUCAAGAAGAGACCGGUGCUAAGAUAUCCGUGCUGGGGAAGGGUUCAAUGCGAGAUAAAGCAAAGGAGGAAGAGCUGCGUAAAGGGGGAGAUCCUAAGUAUGCUCAUCUAAAUAUGGAUUUGCAUGUCUUCAUUGAAGUUUUUGGACCCCCUUGUGAAGCAUAUGCUCUGAUGGCUCAUGCCAUGGAGGAAGUCAAGAAGUUCCUUGUUCCAGAUAUGAUGGAUGAUAUCUGUCAGGAGCAAUUCUUGGAGCUCUCCUAUCUGAACGGUGUACCGGAGCCAACUCGUGGCCGAGGAGUCCCCGUGCGGGGAAGGGGAGCAGCUCCACCACCGCCUCCGCCUGUUCCAAGGGGGCGUGGUGUUGGUCCUCCCCCCCCUCCUCCUCCUCGGGGGGCCCUUGUGCGAGGAGCCCCGGUGCGGGGUGCCAUCGCCCGGGGAGCUGCUGUAGCCCGCGGAGUCCCUCCUCCCCCAGCAGUACGGGGUGCUCCUGCACCCAGAGCACGUGCCACCGGCAUUCAGAGAAUACCGCUUCCUCCUCCUCCUGCACCAGAAACCUAUGAGGAAUAUGGCUAUGAUGAUGCAUAUGCAGACCAGAGCUAUGAGGGGUAUGAAGGCUACUACAGCCAGGGCCAAGGGGACACAGAAUACUAUGAUUAUGGACACGGGGAGGCACAGGAAACCUAUGAAGCUUAUGGUAUGUCUGGGAAUACUGUUCUCUUGACAGGGAAGGGGCUGCACACAGUUGGGAAUUGCCUGCAGCGGUUGCACAUAGUUGGGAAUUGCUUGUGGUUGACCAACUGUCUUCCAGUGCCACUCCACGCUGUGAGCAAAAACGUACCGAGGAGAACCUCAAGUAGUUUUCAUGGUAGAAUAUUUGUACCCUACAGAUUAUCCAGGUCUGAACAACCAAAGGUAUUUUGUGGUUUUUAGAUUCUUAUCUAGCUUGAUUGUCUGAAAGGUGACGCUUUUAAAAUUCCAUUUUUUUAAACUAUGGAAAUAUCUCCAUUUCCUUGUAGCUUUAGAAUAUUUUAAGAGCUCUGGAUUUCCACCCACAGCACUACUUUUGCUGCAGUCUGGUUUUCACAGAUUAUAUUUUGUUGAGCUGGAUGAGUGCAUGGUUCCAUCUGCUUCCUUAUCCUCAGAAACCCACUAGCUGAUACUGACUCUGCUCUAUACAUUUGCUUGAAAAAUGGAUUUAAAUGUCAUAUUAAGGCCUCCCUUUGACUAGAUGGAACAAUUUUGGCUAAAAUGACUUGCAAGCCGCCUAUUAAGUUUAGCUAAUUUGAAUUGUGUAAAAAAUUGUGUAACUUGGGCUAGACCAAGGGCUGUGGGAGACCAAGUUAACCACAACUGUAAAUCACCAGCUGUUGAAAACAAUAGGCCUUAUAUCUGAUGCUGGCAAUAAAGGACUGGGUGACUGCGUGUUGCUGGUUUUUAAAGCUAGUUCAUAUAUCCAAUUUUCCUCUCUACAAACUGAACUAUAAACAGUUACGAAAGCUAUACAGCGAGCUGCUCAAUGGCAUGGAAAUACGCUGUAUUGAAAUCACUCCCUUUAGCAGAGCAUGAGUCGCCUGAAGGCCUGAAUGAAUGUGGGUGGUGGCAUAAUGACCAGCUGGAGGGGCUUUCUGGGAUCCUCAGGAGCUGGGAAUCCCCUGUGCUGUGUCACGCCGGUAUUAGGGAAGCGGAGUUGUUGAUACCACGACUGUCUCCUGCGCCGACCUCGGGUUGUUCCCUGCUCUGGGCUUAAGUUGCGAGCAGUUCAAAUUCAGGUGCCUAACCAGGGAUGCUUUUCCAGUCUGAGAUGCAUUUGAAUAGACAGCUGCUGUCAGUAACGUUGGCUAUCUUUCCUGCCUUCAAUGGCUUGUGUUAGUCACGCGGCACAAAGAGGCUUUUGUGCCUCCUACUUGGUAGGAGAGCGGUGGUGUUGUCUGGGAUAUGAAGGCCAAAAUGCUCGUUGUAUGCUUGGCAUGAAGUUGCCACAGCUAAUCUGUUUAUCCACAGUAAUUUCCUUUGGUCUCUGCUUUCAUGAAAACAGAAUUAGAGAAAUAAAUUGUUGAGCCAGGCUGGAGACAGUUUUGAGAAAAUGGGAACGUGCUCCGUGGUGGUAGGAACAGGCUGGGCUGUCUUCCGGGCUUCGGACACUUGCUUUCAUAAACUGGUGACCCUGGAGAGAAUGGCAGGCGUGCAAGUGUGAACGUUGCAAGCACAAGCCACAGUGAGAGCUGAGCUUGGAUAUUUGGGGCUUGAGCUAGCUCAGGGACGAUGGGGAUGCAAACUUCACUUGCUUCGGUGGCGGUUGUACGUAGCAGAAGGGUCUGGGCUGUCCUGUCGAGUGCUUUGUCCCAUCAGCGGUUACUGCUGGUACAGCACUACGUCUGCUCCGAAGAGAUGAGCAGAUGCCGCACGAGCUGCAGCUGUAAAUUUUCCUGUAUUCGCGGAGGCGCAGGAACAGCAAGUCACGCUCAGAAACACACCGGUGUCUGGGAGUUUGGUUGGACGUGCUGCCGUCCUAGAGCAGUGUAGGGACUUGAUUAUUUUGGCACAGUUAUCCGGGAGCUGCCUUGCCUGACGUCUAGGAAGGAGAGAAGCGGUACCUGCAGCAGACCCCGGGGUUAUAGAUGCUGCUGGCCGCCAGCCGAGGGGCCGUGGCUGCUGCGACCUUGGCUGUGGCUGGCUGCCAGAGCUGCCCCGUGAACUGGCUUCGUCUCUGCUCUAAUUAAUUACUCCUAAAAGGCACCGGGUUUGUCCAAGUCAGCGCUCGGCCGGGCUGUCGGAGCUGCAAGGCUUCCCGGUGAUCCCGCGCAAGUGGCUUUUCCCCCCCUCACCCCGUAAUGUUGGAAGAUGUGCUGCAAACGAGAGGUUUUGGUGGACCGCGGGGCAUUUUUGCAGACCGUUUUUGGGGUGAAACUGCUGUGAAGAUGCCCCGUGCCUCCACGCCGACUCCGGAGAGGAGCCCGGCCGGCACCGCCGCUCCCUCCGUGCCCCUCGGCUCGCGGCACUCCGCCAUCCCUGACGUAUCCCUCUCUUUUCUGCAGGGCAAGAUGACUGGAACGGAACCAGACCCUCCCUGAAGGCCCCACCGGCCAGGCCAGUGAAGGGGGCCUACAGAGAGCACCCAUACGGACGUUAUUAAAAAACAAACAUGAGGGAAAAAUAUCAGUUAUGAGCAAACAGUUGUUACUGAUUCUUGUAUCUCCCGGGAUUCCCGUUGCUUUACCCACACCAGACAAGUAAUUGUCUAACUGUUUUUCUUCGUGGCCCUUUUUCUCCCACUCCAUCCUCACCCUGCAUUCUGGCUUCUGUACGUAGUAUUUUAAAAUGAGUUAAAUAGAUUUAGAGGACCGACUUUAAUUUUUUUUUUUAAGUGUGUAGAUGGCUUUUCUUUCUUUGUUGUUUAGAUAAACACAACUGUACCUUUUUUAAUAAAAAAAAAAGUUGAGUUAAAAUGUUAGUUUCAAAAGUGACAUGCUUUGCUUAGCAGUUAUGAAAUUAAGGUUUUGUUAACCUUUUAAGUUUGGUUUUAAGGAACCCAUAAAAGUUGUAGUUGCAGAAUCCCAAAGUAGGCUACAUUUCAAAAUUCAGGGCUGUUUUUAAGAAUUAAAAUCAUAAUGUAACGGUAGUAGCUGCCACCGUUUAAAAGUAACCUCAGACGUCAAACUUUCCUUAAAAGCAGAUUGCUGAUGAAUCUUAAGUUUAAAUUUUAAUACGAAGGAUCCUCAAACAAAUUAAAUAGCAUUUUUUUAAAGGUAAUUGACUUAAAAGAAAAAGGAAAAAAAAAUUAGGUUUGUAAAAUUGACUUUUCUUAUGUGGGUUUUGAAAUCUAGCCCCGAACAUGCGGUGUUGAGAGAUGCUUGGGAAGCAGAUUUUCCAGUGUAAAGGGGUUCUUAGUUUGGUUCUAUAUGAAGAACUUUUAAGGGAAAAACAAAUGAAAGCGUGGCUCUAAUUGCCCAGUGUUUGAUAUUAGAAAACAGAGUAUUAAGUGAGUAGGUCUGAACUCUGUAAAAUUACAGUCUUCUCAUUUUUAUAGUGCUUGGGGCAGAUAAUACAGUGCAAGUUUAAAGCUGACAAAAUUGUCAAUAUUAGCAAUCCCAUCGACUUGUUCAAGUGUAUCUCAACACUAGCUUUUGCAUAAAAAGGGACACUGCAGCUGAAAAAAAAAAUGAGGAAAAAUUUCACUUUGUACAUAGGAUAAAGUCCUAAUUGGAUUUGUACACUGUCCUCCCACUCUGUUCUUGAAGAUUAAAUGCUACAUGUGUAAGUCUGCCUAAAUAGGUAGCUAAAACUUGUCAAAAUGUCUGCCGCAGUUUGUCAAUAAAGUUUAGUCCUUUUUUAAUCAAAGUAAAUGUGAUGAAUUGUCAUUUUUUUGUUGAGCAAUAAAAUAGCUAUUUUUUUUCAAAUAAAUUUAAAUUAAUGCUAAAGCUAAUUGUCUUUUUAAAACAUGGAGACAUUCUAAAAAUGGUGGUUUUUUGUAAUUAUCACAAAAAGUUUAUCAAGCUCAUUGAUUGAGCUUAAUUUAAAAAAAAGAAAAAAGAAAAAAAAAGAAAAGAAAGACAAAUUGUUUUUCACCCCCUGGAAGUUGUUGAAAGCAGUUUGAUCUUGGACUGUGGCAGAAAUCUGACUUCUGUCUGCUGGAAAGUGUUUAUGGUUCUUUGCUGAAUUAACAAGUCAGAUUUCAGGUGGGAUCACCGAGUACUCCAGACUGCAGACUCCAGAUUGAGUCUGAAAUGGCUGGUUUAAACCUAACGUGACAAAAUGAAUGCUGAGAAAUUCCAAGGCGUAGCUGCCACCAGGAGGAGGAGGAAGCUUGCUUUCUGCUUUAUGUAAACACCCCUAACCCCUAAGAUGAUGCCCUUCCUACUUUAUGGUAGCCUUUACUUGGAAAGCCACUUAAAAAUGGUUCUCUGUUUGAGAAGGGUGCUGCAGUUGCUCCUCAGAUCCUUCUGAGAGGGUGCGUAUGUAUAUAUGUAAUAUAAUAGUUUAAAGUAAACUGCUGCUUAGAGAGACAUGAAAAAUGGUUUGUAUUUCCCAUCCGCAAAAUGAAUCUGGCAUUCUAGGGGGAGAGAAUUAAACUGCUCGGGGGUGAAAAAUAGCGCUUUAGGAAGCAAACUGCUUGUAGCAGUGCAUGAUUGAGGGGAAUACUUUAAAACAAAAAGUUGUAUUUGUAGAUUGUUAUUAAAGUGUAAAUAACUGAAUUUUCAACAAUGGUUUGGAGUCAGCUUUCAGGGCAUAAUGUCUUGCUUGAUGAAAAGAUCACCCUAUACCCCCCUUUUAAAGGAAAAUUAUCGCAGGAGAAUCAGGAUGUGUAAAGCUAACAUGCAUCGCAAAACCCAAAAGGAGUCAAGAGUACAUCGCUAUGAAUCACUUGGGUGAAGAUGAGCAGGGGCAACACGAAGUGGGCACAGCUUUUAUAUCAAGUGGAAAAGAUUUGAUAGAGAUCAUCUAUUAUGAUGCAGUUUUUUACCAGUAGAAGUGGAUCUUGUGACACUGCCUUUGGAGUAACACAGCUUGCUUGUGCAUUGCAUUUGUUGCAUGUUUAUGUGAAAGAUUUUAAUGUUAUGGAGGAAUGUAAAUCUUAAUAUAUUGAAAAUAACUGUAUAUGCCAAAAGUAUUUUGAAAACAUGCCCUGCAUCAGACAUCUUCCUCCCUCUCAUAGCAUUACUACAUUCAGAUUUUAGCCUAGAGUCUAAUUUGAGAUCCCAAAAUAGCCAUCAGCAUCGGAUGUGUCUCUCAAAGAUGCUCUAAUUAGCCAGACGUUCCGGGGGUGAUACAGGACUCGCUGAAAUUUGUGAGUGGUAGAGAUUCCUUUGAGUACUGAAGUCUGAGUCACCUAAAUAACCUUCCCUUUCCUACUGACACGUAGCCACUGGAGUUAGUAUUCUGCUGGCUGUGAGCUAACGAGCACCAGCAAUCUUUCAUCUCAUCAUCUCCCCGAAGGACUAAUCCACAUCUCAUUAUUUGUAGGAUUUUGAUAAAGCCCAUAAACGAGAUAAAGGCCCCCAUUGUGCUUGGUGCUGUACAGUGCGAUGUGCAGCAGCAGUCACAUCUCCUCUGUGGACGUGUUUCCCACCCAUAUUGUUCUUUCCAAGAGAAGCUUGGCUCUAGAAACCUCCUCCUGCUGCGGAGCGCUCCGUGCCUCGGCAGUCCCAUCUUCUCUGGCCCUUGCUCUGAGUGGUCCCAGCCUCUUCAGCUUCUUCUCCGGCCCUUCAGUGUAAAUACUCAGGCUGGCCUUGCUUGGAGCUGGUACAAACCUGGGCUUUGCACCUCUUGGGUGAGGUUUCAGCGUGCGUAGCGGUUCGUAGCCAGUAUCUUGGACAGCAGCAGGGGUGUGAAACUGAGCUCACAGGAAAAACGCUCCAGCUGGUAUUGCGGAGAUGUCCCCGGCAGCUUUUCCUGGAAGGAGACUGUCGUACCCUGCUCGUUCCUUACCCCUGGUUUCAAGUUGCUGUUUGGAUUAUUAAAUAAAGCAAAUGGCUACAAGCUUUAUUUUAUAACUUACCUACAGUAUUUUUAUGUUUAACUUAAAACGCUGUGCUUUCGGUAAAGCUAAGACAUUACCUUGAUAUGGCCCUCUGUAAAAUUCCAUAUUUGGUAAGUUGGGUUUAAGAGCACAGCUGGAUUCCCCGUUUGGCUGUUAAAGCAGAUGAUUCUUUUUGUACAGAAUGAGUUUUUAAAUUUGUAUGAGAGCAUCUGUCACAAACGGAGCCAAGAAAAACAAUUUACAUGUGCACAUCUUCCCUUCCUCACCCCGUGCCGCUGCUCUCCUAAAGAACAUUUGGGCAGAGGGCGAUUCCUGCAGCCCCCGAUAGACCCAGAGGAGAAGAAACCAGCUGUGACUUGUCCGCUGGGAGCGGCAGGGGAGAACAGGCGAUGCUGCUCGCACAGCUCUUCUCUCGGCUGCGAGGAACAAGUACAUAUGGUGCUUUUGGGGAGGAAGACAGGGCUUAGGGAAAUUCUUCUUUAAUUGAUAAACCUAUAACAUCUUGGAUGAGACGUUGGACACAUGCCCCAUUUGUAAGCUUUGAGGGGGAGGAAUUUCUGCAGGCUAGUCAGGGCCCGUGGGAACUCCCAUCUCGAAUGUAGAUAUUAUUCCUCUUUUUUUCUACUCGGGAAGCUCGGUUCCUGUGAGCGCAGAGCAGAAACCUUUGCUGUUAUUGCUCAGUUGAGCCUUCCGUUGGUACCAUAUGUUUUAAUACAAAUGUUCGUUUCCACGCUCCUUUUGCAAAGCGGGAUGAAUCUCCGACGAACUGAUUGCACAUCUGAUAAAGGAACCCAGUUAAGAUGCUGUUCGCUUUGCUGUGGCUGGGAAACAGGAACCUGCCAGCUCCCGGUGAGUGUCGGAGAACACCGGAGCUUCCCUUGGCUGCCGCAAAAGCCGGAGAGCAGCAGCUCUGCGUUGGAGUUCUGAAACAUAAGUCUUUUCUAACGAAGCUGUUAGUUUUACCGCUGGCUUUAGAACCAAAUACGACCGAAGGCUGGUCCGUGGUGUUGCAGACGCAAACCUGGUUUUAACCUGUUGCCUUUGUAGUUGUUCCGGGAAGAUUCUGUUAAAACCACAAGUGUCUGGAUAUUCCUGUUUUUUUGAUGGCUCUGCACAAUGUAGGUUUCAAAACCAGUAAGAAAUGAAAGAUUGGCCCUGUGAACGUUCAUUAAUUUUAGAGACGACUUUGCCUCCAGCCCAGGCAGGGGUGGUGCUCAGGAUUGUGUAAUGCUCCAUCUGUACUGCAGCAUCAAGCACCCACAAGUUAAGGAAAUCAGUGAAGAAUACUGCAAGUGGCUGGUAAAGACCGUGAAAACUGGUCAAGGUGAAUCACAGCAUUAAAAUAACUUGUAUAGGAAACUGGCAAGCUCCUGCGUGGCUGGCGUUUGGUGAGAAGUGUUCCACAGAUGUUGACAAUGAUUAGUCAUUCCCUAUAAUAAAGGCCUAAUGAUUAUUUUUAA
Messenger RNA from Grus americana (Whooping crane), 8442 nucleotides. It is a transcript of the gene KHDRBS1, whose product is annotated as KH RNA binding domain containing, signal transduction associated 1. Gene Ontology annotation, molecular function: mRNA binding; poly(A) binding. The transcript is spliced from 10 exons. Gene Ontology annotation, cellular component: nucleus. The record is from RefSeq and is a predicted model, not a curated record. Bases 1 to 1434 code for a protein of 477 amino acids. NCBI's taxonomy places the organism in Eukaryota, Metazoa, Chordata, Aves, Gruiformes, Gruidae. Gene Ontology annotation, biological process: regulation of alternative mRNA splicing, via spliceosome.